CACAGCGCCGUCCAUCUCCAGCUUCAUGCCACAAUGACACACAAACCGCGAAUAUUUCAACAGAAAAGGAAUCAGGACAAACGCACAAGAGGUUUCUAGCCAGCCAACGUGCUGCUCUGUUUGUGAAGCCCUCUCUAUGGUGCAAAGUGACUCUGUGGCCAUGGGGAAUGGUUCAAUCAAAGCCCCUCGGCUGGAGGAGACUUGCUUGGCUUCAGGUAUUAAAGAGUCACCAGUGUGGGAGUCAUCGGAGCAGCUGAGGCUGAGGAUAGCCUGGCUUGAGCAGGAACUUUCCCAACGAGACCAUGAGCUAAGAGCCCAGGAGCUUCGGCUGCAGACUUUACAGAGGGAGCUUGAGGCCAAAGUCUCUCAGAUUGACAAGCUUCAGGAUGCCAUCGGCUACAACAACCUGGGACGCUCUCCGCCAGCCAGGCACAGUCACAGGCUGCUCAGCGUUAUUAAUCAGGGCUCAACACGAUUCCAUAGGGUGGCUGUAGAGGUUCACCGCCGACUCAAGGCCAAGGAAGGGGUUUCUGCUGAGCCUACAUCUGGAAAAUUCUACAGUGGUCACAAGGCCCAUCAUGGUUCUACCGAGAGAACACGCAUCCGCAAAGACUCAGGCACCAAGAGACUGAUCAAUGAGGCCAUCAUGAACAAUGAUUUUCUGAAGAAGUUAGAGCCUCAACACACACGGGAGAUGGUGGACUGCAUGUAUGAGAAAACCUUUACUGCCAAUGAGCUGGUAAUCCAAGAAGGGGAGCCUGGGAACUACCUCUAUGUGCUUGCAGAGGGCUUUUUGGAGGUGAUGCAAAAUGGGAAGCUCCUGGGGCAGAUGCGACCUGGAACCGCUUUUGGAGAGUUGGCCAUCCUCUACAACUGCAAGAGGACUGCCACUGUUAGAGCUAUGACACAGUCUCACAUCUGGGCUCUCGACCGGCAGAUGUUUCAGAGUAUCAUGAUGAGAUCCACUCAGGCCAGACAUGCAGAGUACUUCAGCUUCCUGCGCAGUGUGUCUUUAUUAAAGGACUUGCCAGAGGAGAAACUUGCCAAAAUUGUUGACUGCUUAGAAAUUGAUUAUUUUGACAAAGGAGAGUACAUUAUUCGUGAGGGAGAGGAGGGGAACACUUUCUUUAUUAUAGCUAAAGGAGAGGUGUCAGUAACACAGAGCACUGAGGGAUUUCCUGAACCUCAGGAGAUUAAGACCCUGGGCAUAGGAGAUUACUUUGGAGAAAAAGCACUUAUAAGUGAAGAUGUUCGUUCAGCUAACAUCAUUGCAAAGGAGAAUGACACGCAGUGUUUGGUGGUGGACAGAGAUAACUUUAAUCAGAUGGUGGGUACUUAUGAGGAGCUGCAGGCAUAUCUGCGGGAGUAUGUGGAGCAGCUGUCUAUAAGUGAUGAGAGAAGAAAUGCAGUAAGUCCUCUGCGUGAGCGAGGCACAGAGGCAGCUGAGCUGCGCAAUCUGCGUGAGAAAGCCAAUCGACUGUCCAGUACAUCUUUCUUAAAUGACCUGCAAAUUGUGGCCACUCUAGGCAUGGGAGGCUUUGGCAGAGUAGAGCUGGUGAAGCUCAAAGAUGAAGACACUGCUUUUGCUUUGAAGUGCAUUAAGAAGAAGCACAUUGUCGACACUAAGCAGCAGGACCACAUCUACUCUGAGAAGAACAUUUUACAAAUGACUAAGUGCAACUUUAUAGUCAGAUUGUUUCGGACAUUUCGGGAUACUAAAUAUGUGUACAUGCUGCUCGAGGUCUGUCUUGGUGGAGAGUUAUGGAGCAUUCUAAGGGACAUGGGCUUCUUUGAGGAAGCCACUGCACGAUUCUGCAUUGGUUGUGUUCUGGAGGCCUUUGAUUACCUGCAUGGAAUCGGUGUUGUUUACCGAGACCUCAAACCUGAGAAUCUACUUCUAGAUACAGAGGGAUACAUUAAAAUGACUGAUUUUGGCUUUGCUAAGAGAAUUGGUUUGGGAAAGAAAACCUGGACAUUCUGUGGCACACCAGAGUAUGUGGCCCCUGAGGUCAUUAUGAAUAAAGGCCAUGACUUUGGAGCCGACUGUUGGUCUUUAGGGAUCCUCAUUUUUGAGCUCCUCACUGGCAGCCCUCCUUUCGUAGGAUCUGAUCCUAUCAAGAUCUACACAAUGGUGCUGCAUGGCAUAGAGAAGGUGGACUUUCCCAAGAGGAUCAGCAAACGCCCAGAGGACUUGAUCAGGAGGCUCUGCAGGCUCAAUCCUGCAGAACGACUUGGCAAUAAGAAAAGUGGCAUUAUUGACAUCAAGAAACACAAGUGGUUUCAGGGAUUUAACUGGGAGGGACUACGACGACGGAAGCUCACAUCUCCACUAAAGAGAGAGCUAAACGGACCUCUGGAUCACAGUUAUUUUGACAUGUUUCCCCCCGAGCUGGAGGAACCUCCUGAUGAGCUUUCUGGAUGGGAUAAGGACUUCUGAAAGUCAGCAGUUUUAUUUUUAACAUGACUAAGCCUGCCUCAGUGAAACCACACAAGAGAAGCCACACAGAAUAGCUGAAAGAAUAUUCUGUAUGAAUUUAACCAAAACACAAAAUUAACAAAAUGUGUGUAUUAGUACACAUUUUAACAACACUGUUAAUUUUGUCCCUGAAUCGACUCUAAAACACUAAACAAACUGAUAAAACCUGAAAGAUGAACAGGAGCUUCUCCUGCUUUGGAAUACAAGCGGGUAUAAUUCGAGACAGUAUCAACAAGAAGUUCUACAGUGGACACAUGAUGACUACUAACAAACAUCACACAAAAUGUAGAACCAAAUCACUGCUUUAAAGGCGAAGAAAGUAAAAAACAUUGUAAUCUAAUUACUUUAAUCAGUAACACAAACUCUAGUGCCAACUAAGGUUUUCUGAUUAUUUAAAUACUAACUGGUGUGUAUGUCUUUCUUUUUUCAUUAAUAUUAUAAUCAUUUCCUUUUUAUUUACUUGGAAACCAGAUCUUCCUGAGAUGUGCCUAUCAGUGAGUGGCAGUGUUUUAUUCAUAACUGUAUUAUCUGCCAUUCAGUAAUCCUCAUAUCAGUGUCUCUUGUUAGUCUUGGAUUUAUGGUAUUGUAUCUACUGUAAAAUCAGCUUUAUUUAAUCUCUUUCCUGUAAUUGAUUUUAUAAUACAGUAUGUUAUUACUAGAGAAGUGAAUAUAUGUAAAUUGGGCUUUAUACAAGUCUACAGAAGGGGCAGCAAUUAAAAGUUCGAAAAGGACAAUAUAAUGUUCAGAAGAAAAUAAAAAUGUUAAUAAUAAUAAUAUUAAUUCCUAUAUUAUUAUUCUUUGUCAAUAUAAUGUUGUUUCUUGUACGAUGUACCUAUAUAUGCACAGCCAUGUCACAUUUAUAAUUUUUAAAAGGACAAUAAAUAUUAUAUUGCUUUCUUUUUA
Molecule: messenger RNA, 3379 nt
Organism: Silurus meridionalis
Lineage: Eukaryota; Metazoa; Chordata; Actinopteri; Siluriformes; Siluridae
Product: cGMP-dependent protein kinase 2
Exons: 19
Coding region: 137-2437 (766 amino acids)
Biological process (GO): protein phosphorylation
Molecular function (GO): ATP binding; cGMP-dependent protein kinase activity
Source: RefSeq, a predicted model, not a curated record